This is a messenger RNA of Bemisia tabaci, 4734 nucleotides long. RefSeq lists its product as uncharacterized. The record is from RefSeq and is a predicted model, not a curated record. Gene Ontology annotation, biological process: regulation of DNA-templated transcription. NCBI's taxonomy places the organism in Eukaryota, Metazoa, Arthropoda, Insecta, Hemiptera, Aleyrodidae.
GACUCUGAAAACUUUAGUUAUGUUUACAAUAAACAUUCAUUGGAAGUGGAAAAUUUUAUUUAAGUAUUACAAAUUCCCUUAAUAUUCCCUUGAAUUUUUCGAGUUUCACUUCAUGGUUCUUUGCUAAUUUUAGAAUGUAGAUAUUUGGGUGAUUUUUAGUUCUCCAACGACCGAGGUAUACUGUUGAAGUCUUACAUUCUGCAUUGCCUUUAUUAGCUAUCUCUAAUAUUGUGGAUCAUGCCUCCGUGACAAGACAUUAACUCCCAUCUCUGGUGCAGAAAGAUCUCCUCCUGAAGUUGGUGAAUCAAUGGGCUCAUUACAGAUGAACAGAUCUAAUAUGGAUGGAGAUAAUAUAUCACCAUUCAACAACCAAAAACUUGACCAAAUUAAGAAAAUACUGCAUCAGGAUGUGAGCAAAGAAUUAGAAGAGGCAAUCAAAAUUGCCAAAGAAAUCAAUAACAGAAUCUAUCAAGUUCAUCGUAAUAUUUUAGUUUACCAGAAACUCAAUCCCUCUCGAAAAAUAAUAUUUCCUGAGAGUGAAUGGCGGAGAGAAAUAUGUUUGAACAAUGGAGGACUCAAAGAAAAACUGGGAACUUGUGGAGCUAGUAGACUUCAGGGCAUUUCAUCAGCCAAUAAAGUAACAUCACUCGAUGAACCUAGUUCCAGCGGAACUCAGAUUCUUUUUCCAACAUCGUCUGCAUCAAGUCCAGCGUGUAGCUCUGCUUCAAGCACCUGUGUUGGGAACGGUGGUAGCAGCCUAAAACCAAGUGUAAAACAAAAUUCUCCCGUUUUACCUUGUACAAGGUUUUACCCAUCUGGCAACGAAAACGGCUCCAUUGGUCCUGAUAAUCGGACUUCAAUUGAUCUGAAUAUCAGUGAAGACAAAAGUCAUCCAAAUGUAUCAGAUUCGCAGUCAAGCAUAGUUUUAUAUGAUAAGUAUUUGAAAGUUGCAGAUCAAGUGUGGCAAAUUAGUAUAGACCAUGAUUAUCUGAAGGAAAAUAUCUGGGCAGAACAAACAAAGCAUCGGAAACACUCUUUGCUUACGCUAAGUUCCAGCAAAUUGAUUUCCACCGAUGCUAACACAAUUUCCAAAGAAACAAGUUCUCCUCCCAGCAAAAGGAUGAAAAUAGAUCUCUUAAGAGGCUUUGAAGGUGAUCUCAAGAAUAGUUUUUAUAACUCUGCCCUACCUACCUCAACUGUAAAUGGUGAAAAUAUUGAAGAUAUCAAGUUUGAUGACUUUUGGAAUUCAAGCACUUAUUUUGACCAAGAUAUGAUGACCUGCAAUCAAAGUCUGUUCAGCCACAAUAACCUUGAUCUCUCUAGUGUCUGUGAUAUUCCUGUAAAUAUUGAUGAUGAAUGCAGUGAAGGAUACCUUUUUACUUCAUCAGAGUCGUCAAAGGACAGUCAGAACCUGCCUCGUGAUCUUCUUAAGAAUUUAGGAGACAGCUUUACAAAUAAAGCUUUGGUUAGUCAUUCUCCUGUGAAGUUAAGGUUCACCAUCGGAACUGUUUCAAAGCAGCUUCUUCCGUCUGAAAAGAGUUGUCAUGAAACUCAUAUUUGGAAGAUCUACGUCAGAAACACUUUUGCACAGGAUGCACCAUUAGACAAUUACAUUACCAAAAUUCGAUUCUUAAUCCAUGAUAGCUAUGCUCCAAAUAAUUUAAUUGAAAGAAAGGAGCCUCCGUAUGAAAUAACCCGUCGAGGAUGGGGUGAAUUUCCAAUCCGGGUGCAAAUUUUCUUCCGUUUUAACAAGAAACCAAUUUGUUUAGUUCAUCAGCUAUCGCUAGUUCGAAAUGUGAUCAACAUUCUCACUCUUGGAAUACAAAAAAACUAUGAAAUAGUGAUUCCAAAUUUGGUCACUAGUGCCCCUCUUUCAAAAAAAGUGGAUUCAACAUAUCAUAGUGGUGUGUUGAAUGAUGGUCUGUGGAGGAGUUCUAUGAGUAGCUCAGUUGUCAAAGAUCUAUUUGAUUUCAAAAUUAAAGAAAUUAAUACUGUGGCUAAAAUAAAUGAACUGAUAAGCCAAGAUGCGGUUCCUCACGUUAAUAGUAGCCAAACACUAGUUAAUAUUAGCUCAUGGUCAACGGUUCCUUUUAAAGAAUUAAAGUCUCAACUUUUUGCAGAGGACGAUUUUUAUGCCAAUUUCUCUGAUUUGAAUCAAAUCAGGGUCCGAAUAAGCUCAAUUAACAAUUACUGCGAGAGGAUUGUAUUUUUGUUAGAUAUAUUACCGAUCAUAACCCCACAUGCUCUCCUGAAAUGGUACAAAAGAGUUCAUCCAUAUUCUUGUCCCAGUAGAGAAAUUUUCGAUAGUUGGCCGUCUGGGAAACAGCGAGCAUCGGAGUUUAGUCGAGCAAGAAUGAUUAAAUCACUAGCUGCUCUAAAUCCUGCUGACGAUUGGUCCACAAAUGAAGUAGUUUUAUUUGCAAGGAAUAAAGAGACUCAUUUUCAAAAUGAUCCUGCUUUUAAAGCAUCAUUGGUCUCUCUUGCAAAAACCAUGGCGCUACAGCAACUGUCAGAGUUAGAAGAUGAACUUGCUAAGUCUGAAAACAGUGAAUUCAUCGAUAUCGUAUGAUUCUUCAACUUCAAACAGUUUUCUAAAUAAGAGCUGCUACAUUUGAGUGUAAAAUUAUCCUUUUUCCCUUUUGAAGGAAAGUUUUUUAUAUUUUUGCCAUCCAAAUUUUCCAGCGGCCAUAUCUUAUCUCUCUAAUUAAAACUGAUUCUAAAUGGACCAGUGAAGGAGAAAAGGAGAUCAAGUUUUUGUCCAGAAAAAUUUCGUUGAUUUUUCAAAAUCAUCAACUGCAAGGGCGUCUAGACCGCACCCUCUGCUAGAGAAUGUCUCACUUUUCGAAAAAUUGUAUCACUUUUUAGAUGAAUAGUUUCAUCCCUAAAUGACAUGCUUCUUGUGUCAAGUUUUUAUCAGAGCUUUUCAGCUCGGGAAAAGAGAAAAAAUUUAUGAAAUAUUCAAAUACUACGCCGAAAGGAGCAAUUUGAAAAUGAGAAACAUGCCUCUACUACUUCUUAUUACAGAGGUUGUGAGAAGAUGAUUUGCUUUCAAGAUGGUUCUAAUACAAUUGAUAUGCUUACCUGGACUGUUUAUUUAAUUUCUAAAGUCAGUUUGAAAAGCAGAAAAAAGCUCAGCCAUCCAUUCCAAGAAGGAAGUUUCAACAGUUAGCCGAAAGACUCUUGAUUUUAUUAAUAGAAGAGAAUAGAAUCUUUUAAUAGAAAUUAUAAUAAAUUCUAAUUUCCUACCAUUAGGGACUGUUCGAACAUUACUACUUUAGGAGGAGAGGGGGUCUCAGCUUGUCUCACAGGGUUCUACGAUAGAGAGAGGGGGGUCCAGCCCAGUCUCAUGUAAGCCCUCCAUUGUUAACACAAUGUUAACCAAUAAAUAUAACUUUUUUAGCUAUCUUUAGGCUUUCUCCGAUAUUCUUUGAAAAAUUUGGGGGGGGGGUGGUCUGACCAGUCUUAUAUCCCUCAAAAAGGAGGGUGAAAGGUUGUUUUACUGAUGCCUCACAAGGGGAGGAGGUUCGGCCAAAAUGGUUUUCUUAAUAUGUGAAGGACCCCUUACUGAUGAAUUAAGAGCCCCCCUCCCCGGCUACUUACUUAAGUAUAAUACUCUGUGAACUUGUGCACACAACCCAUGCUACUUGGGCUGCUGUCACUUGUACUCUCUCUCCUGUCAGCUUCAUUCCAUUGCAAUCUGUUUUCCAUAAAAUGUUUAAUUGUUUUGUUCCCUGCUUUGAUUUGUCUUAUUAAAAAAAGUGCAGUGCCAAAAAAAAAAAGGCAGGGUCCCAUCUUACACGUCAUGUUUAAACUUUAAAGUUGGCAAGCUUUAAGUUAGAGAUCUGCUCAAGGUCCUCUUUUAAAGCUGGAGAGUCUAGCCUUGUGCAAACUGCAUGCCAACAACUUCCCCUGUUCGCUCAAAAACGGAAUGUGUGCAGUAUUUUUGGGACACCCUAUUAAAAACUUUCUGUUUAGAACUAAGUAGAUGGGAAGAUUCUCAAGAUAACUUCGUUGAUGAGCUAAACUAGAUCCAUUAAUCUUGGCGUGAUAGAAAAUUUGAUCUGAGUUUAUUAGAAACGCACCAAGUCGUAUUUUGGGAAUGAAAAUACAUUUUGAAUAAUUUUGAAUUCAGCAAGUCGUGCAUUUACUCCUAUCAAAAAACCAAAGUAGAAGGAAAAAAAGCCUCUUUGAACUUAUAAACAGUUGUUAAACUUUGUCUUUGGAGGAAUUAAACUUAAAACAUUUCUCUCUCGAUUGAUACUUGAUAAGACUAGGUGCGUUCCUCUCAAACUUGGUAUCUUUAUGUUAUCCUCCUGUUAAACUGACUAUCCUAUUGUUUCUAAAAAGUUCUAGCAUUUACUUUUUGACGUAAGUUCUUUCAGCUAAUCAUGAAAAAAGAGGCAAGUCGAAAGAAAGGAGUGUAUUAUAAUGAAAAGAUGAAUGGUGGUAACUCCCUCUCUCCCCAUUUUUCCUUGCUUUGAAAUCCCAAUGAGGAAGGUAUCCCAAUGAAAUCAAGAAUUUAGGAAGAUUUGUCGGAAUUUGUUGUUGUUUACUUUUUAUAUUGAAUGUUGACAACAGAUUCGUCUUAACUAAUAUUUGCCAAUAAUUUCCUUUCAAAAGAAAUGAUUGUUCUCCACCCUGUACCUUGAAGCAUUUCAGAAGGUUAAAUGAAAAGAAGUUCAAGUUGAGUUUGUAUCUUUUUAGAGACAAAUAAACUAAAAUUAUUAUCGGUUA